This is a messenger RNA of Guillardia theta CCMP2712, 1027 nucleotides long. RefSeq lists its product as hypothetical. NCBI's taxonomy places the organism in Eukaryota, Cryptophyceae, Pyrenomonadales, Geminigeraceae. Gene Ontology annotation, cellular component: Golgi apparatus. Gene Ontology annotation, molecular function: antiporter activity. The annotation marks the transcript as partial. The transcript has 5 exons. The record is from RefSeq and is a predicted model, not a curated record.
UAAUGGCGAACACAACGAAGCUCGUGCUGCUCGUGGCAGGGUGGUACAUUGGUAACACCCUCUACAACAUCUACAACAAGAAGGCUUGCAACAACAUCCAUGCUCACUGGUCUGUUGCCUUCGCACAGCUUGUGGUGGGUGUGAUCUGGUGUGCUAUGUUGUGGAUUCCAGGAAUCAGAAAGGCUCCCAACCUGACUGCGGGUGACUGGUUGUCUCUCGCUCCUAUUGGACUCUUUGCCGCCGCUGCACAUGGCGGAUCCGUUCUUGCUAUGGGUGCUGGCGCCGUCAGCUUUGCCCAGAUUGUCAAGGCCUGCGAGCCUGUUUUUGCUGCCUUGAUUGGCAUUGUUGUUCCUCCCAUUGAGACCAAGCCCGCCUUGGCUUACAUGAUGCUCCUCGUCAUCGUCGGCGGUGUCGGACUUGCCUGCGUGAAGGAAGGAAAGGGUGUGGAGAUCAACGUGUUUGCCUUCGGUUGGGCUUCCUUCGCCAACUUGGCUGCUGCCUUGAAGGGCAAGCUCGGAAAGGAUCAGACGCACAAGCUCAAGGCCGACAAGUCCAAGAACAUGGAUGCUGCCAACACCUACGCUGUCAUGAACAUCCUCUCGGCGCUCUGGACCUUCAUUGCCGUUGCUUCCACGGAGCUCUCCACCAUCCAGGACACCUGGAACCACGCUGUGGCUGACGGUGCUGCUGCAUGCAAGAAGGACAUGAAUGGCAAGGGAUGCUUUGGAGCUUCGGACAUCAUCCUCAACAUCACCCUCUCCGGCGUCUUCUUCUAUCUCUACAACGAGCUUGCCUUUGCUUUCACUGCUGAGGUUGGAGCCGUCACCAGCUCGGUGUUGAACACUCUCAAGCGUGUCAUCAUCAUCGUUGUCACUGCUAUCAUCUUUGGAGAGGCUAUGGACCGCAACGCCAUGAUCGGAUCUGCCGUUGCCAUUGCUGGCACCAUGUUCUACUCCCUUGCGGAGUCCGCAGGAAAGCAGAAGAAGCAUUAAACUACUUUUCUCUUGAAUACAUUUAAAUCAAGGUG